Molecule: messenger RNA, 1484 nt
Organism: Suillus fuscotomentosus
Lineage: Eukaryota; Fungi; Basidiomycota; Agaricomycetes; Boletales; Suillaceae
Product: translation elongation factor EF-1 alpha
Exons: 9
Coding region: 102-1484 (460 amino acids)
Biological process (GO): translation; translational elongation
Molecular function (GO): GTPase activity; translation elongation factor activity; GTP binding
Source: RefSeq, a predicted model, not a curated record
AACUAUCGGCGAAAUCAACAGGCUCUCUCUUUCUUUCCUACCACCACAUCCCAUUCCUCUGUUUUUUUUCUCUCUUUCUGUACACUUAAAAAUCCUUCAAAAUGGGAAAGGACAAGAUUCACGUUAACGUUGUCGUCAUCGGCCACGUCGAUUCUGGUAAAUCCACCACCACCGGUCACUUGAUCUACAAGUGCGGUGGUAUCGACAAACGUACCAUCGAAAAGUUCGAAAAGGAAGCUGCUGAGCUCGGCAAGGGUUCCUUCAAAUAUGCAUGGGUGCUUGACAAGCUAAAGGCUGAGCGUGAGCGUGGUAUCACGAUCGACAUCGCUCUAUGGAAGUUCGAGACCCCCAAGUACAUGGUUACCGUCAUUGAUGCCCCAGGACACCGUGAUUUCAUCAAGAACAUGAUUACUGGUACCUCCCAGGCUGACUGUGCCAUCCUCAUCAUUGCCGGUGGUACUGGUGAGUUCGAGGCUGGUAUUUCCAAGGACGGUCAGACCCGUGAGCACGCCCUUUUGGCGUUCACCCUCGGUGUCCGUCAGCUCAUCGUUGCCGUCAACAAGAUGGACACGACUAAGUGGAGCGAGGACCGUUUCAACGAAAUUAUCAAGGAGACUUCCACUUUCAUUAAGAAAGUCGGCUACAACCCCAAGGCCGUUGCAUUCGUCCCCAUUUCUGGCUGGCACGGUGACAACAUGUUGGAGGAGUCCCCCAACAUGCCAUGGUACAAGGGCUGGACCAAGGAGACCAAGGGCGGUGUUGUCAAGGGCAAGACCCUCCUCGAUGCUAUCGAUGCCAUCGAACCCCCUGUCCGUCCUUCUGACAAGCCCCUUCGUCUUCCCCUCCAGGAUGUCUACAAGAUCGGUGGUAUUGGUACUGUGCCCGUCGGUCGUGUGGAGACCGGUGUUAUCAAGGCUGGCAUGAUCGUCACCUUUGCUCCUUCGAACGUGACCACUGAAGUGAAGUCCGUUGAAAUGCACCACGAGCAGCUUGUUGAGGGUCUCCCCGGAGACAACGUCGGUUUCAACGUCAAAAACGUUUCGGUCAAGGAUAUCCGUCGUGGCAAUGUUGCUUCUGACUCCAAGAACGACCCCGCCAAGGAAGCUGCUUCCUUCAAUGCUCAGGUCAUCGUCCUCAACCACCCUGGUCAGAUCGGUGCUGGCUACGCUCCAGUGCUUGAUUGCCACACUGCCCACAUUGCUUGCAAGUUCGCCGAGUUAAUUGAGAAGAUCGACCGUCGGAGUGGAAAGUCCCUCGAGGCAUCUCCCAAGUUUGUCAAGUCUGGUGAUGCUUGCAUUGUCAAACUUGUUCCCUCUAAGCCUAUGUGUGUCGAGUCCUACAACGAAUACCCACCUCUGGGUCGCUUUGCCGUCCGUGACAUGAGACAGACUGUUGCUGUUGGUGUCAUCAAGUCGGUCGACAAGACUGACAAGUCUGGCGGAAAGGUGACGAAGUCUGCGGAGAAGGCCACCAAGAAGAAGUAA